AGGGUCAAAAAUACACAGGAGCUGCAAAUCAAAAACCUCAGCAGACCUGCGCAACUUUCCAGCAAGCAUACUUUUUUUUUUUUUUUUUUUUAAACUACUUUUGACUUGAUUUUGGUCGCUGCAAAGAUGACCACGGCCGUGGUGUCGCCUUUCUUCGACUUCGAAGUCAUGAACAAGAACAACAAACUGCUCAGCUACAGCAACAACUUGGGUGCCCCCCAUCCCAUGUCUGUCCCUUGCACUGGCACCAAUGUGCCCAUCUCCAGCCCCACCGGAGCCCUGCUGGACAGGAAGGCGGUGGGAUCUCCCUCGGUGGGGGGUGUGUAUCAGCGGCGGCAUUCUGUCAGCAGCACAAAGUUCAGCCAGAACCAGUUUCUGAACAGCCUGAAGGCAGCGGACCACUCCUCACUCAUCUCAGGGGUUGGCAAUGCCAGCAACAACAAGGAGAACCGACUGCGAGACCGCUCCUUCUCUGAGACAGGUGAGAGGCUCAUCAAGUGCCUGGGUCCUGCCAGUCCCACCAGCGGCAGCAGCCAAGUGAACUCCAGCCGAUACAAGACGGAGCUUUGCAGGCCCUUUGAGGAGAACGGUUCCUGCAAGUACGGCGACAAAUGCCAGUUUGCUCACGGAAUCCAUGAACUGCGCAGCCUGAGCCGUCAUCCCAAAUACAAAACUGAGCUGUGCCGCACCUUCCACACCAUCGGUUUCUGCCCAUAUGGGCCUCGCUGCCAUUUCAUCCACAAUGCUGAGGAGCGCCGCGGACCUCCCCAGCAGUCCUCCCCUCUAAACUCUUCCAACAAGAUAGAGAGGCCUCGACUGCAGCACAGCUACAGCUUCGCAGGCUUCUCCAGCUCAGCUGGGCUGAGAGACAGCCCCACCUCAGUCACCCCUCCACCCAUGUUCUUCCCUGAUGAAGUCUCCGACUGGCCCAGCAGUAACCCCUUCACCUACUCCAGCCAGGAGCUGGCCAACCUGUUUGGGCCCAGCCUCAGUGCUGGUCCUGUAGGCACAGAGCCCAACACCCCUGCACCUCCCUCUCCAACAAGCACACCUUACUAUUUCAGACCCAUGUUGGAGUCCCCUCAGAUGUUUGAGCCUCCAUCCAGCCCCCCUGACUCUCUGUCAGACCAGGAGGGCUACCAGAGCAGCUCUGGAGGCAGCCUGAGUGGCUCCGAGUCCCCCACGCUGGACACCACCCGCCGCCUUCCCAUCUUCAGCCGCCUCUCCAUCUCUGAUGACUAAACUGCACGCGCCCACCAAUGACUUAAGUUUGAUGACACAAAGAGAACACGGCACUCCCCUCUACCUCUGCCCCUUUCCUAAGCCUACCUAUCUUCCCGUACACGACACACCAUGUUAGUUCCUUGUUAGCAUUAUAAGGAUGUAGUCAUUUAAGGGAACUCAAGUUAUUAUUUCAUCCCUGUUAAUCCACGCAGCAAGUUUUAAAAAUUACCCCAACAUGUGUCAUAGUGCCAAAAAAGGAGAGGAAAUUGAACAAUGAAAAUCAUGAGAACAAGAAUUGACUGUUUUGCCAGGUGCCACUUGUUUUUUUUUUUUUUUUUGUUUGUUUGUUUUUUUCUUCUUCAUUUGUUCUUGAAUGUGUAGCAGCACAAGUGGCCUUGGAAAGGGGAGUGCAUUGCACUAGCCCCCAGCCCCCCUCCCUGCCUCCCGCCCUCUCCCCGCCCUGAUGAUACCACUUCCCCCAAGCUAGCUAGAGGGUGCUCACUAACGUAACUGUAGAUCUACCGCAGCCGUUUUUACAGACUGAGUUAAGACAAAAGGAAAAAAAAUAAAAAAAUAAAAAAAAAUAACAGACCCUGAAAAGAUAUGAAUAGUUUUUAAAAAAAAAAAAAAGAAAAAAGUGCCUGGGGCGGUUUCUGCAUGUGUUUAGGGUGAAUGGACUACUGUUUGUUUUUGGUUCUUUCUCAUUUGUCCCACCCCCUGUCACAGUUCUUCUCAAGCCCUGUCUUAUGUAAUUGUGGACUGGGUGAGUCUGCAGGAAGGACUUUGAACUGGAAGUUGGUUAUGUUUUCCCCCCUCCGAGUUUCUCCUCCUGUUGCUGGUCACUGGCUUUUUUUUUUUUUUUUUUUUUUUGGGGGGGGG
Messenger RNA from Xiphias gladius (swordfish), 2103 nucleotides. It is a transcript of the gene zfp36l1a, whose product is annotated as zinc finger protein 36, C3H type-like 1a. Gene Ontology annotation, molecular function: mRNA binding; metal ion binding. The transcript has 2 exons. The record is from RefSeq and is a predicted model, not a curated record. Bases 127 to 1242 code for a protein of 371 amino acids. Lineage: Eukaryota; Metazoa; Chordata; Actinopteri; Istiophoriformes; Xiphiidae.